This is a messenger RNA of Asterias rubens (European starfish), 1846 nucleotides long. Its product is annotated as betaine--homocysteine S-methyltransferase 1-like. Gene Ontology annotation, molecular function: zinc ion binding; methyltransferase activity. NCBI's taxonomy places the organism in Eukaryota, Metazoa, Echinodermata, Asteroidea, Forcipulatida, Asteriidae. Bases 77 to 1153 code for a protein of 358 amino acids. The record is from RefSeq and is a predicted model, not a curated record. The transcript has 8 exons.
GGAAGACCUGGUCAGUAAAUCACAGCGGUGACCUCUGCAUUUUACAAAGGAGUCGGCUGUGACAAGUCAUCGCAGAAUGAGUUCCCUAAAUCGAAGCAGUGGUUUAUUGGAUCGCCUUCGUAGCGGUGAGAGUGUGGUGUGUGCCGAGGGAUACCUAUUUGCUUUCGAGAGGCGAGGUUACCUGAAGGCCGGAGCGUUUGUCCCGGAGGUCGUCUUGGAGCACCCGGAGCUCGUCCGCCAGCAGUACGAGGAGUUCGUACACGCCGGUAGUGAUGUCGUCCUGGCUUUUACGUAUUAUGCUCACCGGGAAAAGAUGGCCUUGAUCGGCCGUGAAAAUGACAUUGAACGCAUCAACCGAGCAGCCCUACGUAUUGCUAGGGAGGUUGCUGAUCAGACCGGCACGAUGAUGGCUGGCAAUAUAUGCAACACUACCAUGUAUGAUUCAAACGACCCGGGCUGCAGGAAAGGAAUUGAUGACCAGUUUAAGGAGCAAAUUGAAUGGGCUGUUGAAGCUGGAGCAGAUUUCAUCGUUGGUGAGACUUUCGGUGAUGUGGGUGAAGCGAUGCUAGCCCUUGAAGCUAUUAAGGCGUAUGGUCGAGGGCUCCCAUCUGUAAUCACAAUGUCGAUCUAUCAGAGCACCACGGUGGGCGGUAAAUUGGCAACAUUAGACGGCGUAGAAAUGUGCGCAGCGUUCCAACUCCUCGAGUCUGCCGGAGCGGAUGUUCUGGGUCUGAACUGCGCCCGUGGCCCGGCCACCACCUUACCCCUAUUGAAAGAGCUGAAAAGUGUUUUGAAGGUACCCCUAGCAGCCCUCCCUGUUGUUUAUCGUACAACCGAAGACGCCCCAAACAUGCAGGCUCUCAAUGAUCCAUUGAGUGGAAAGCAACUCUUCCCUACCAACUUGGACUGCGCCGCUUGCACUCGUGACGACAUAGUCUCCUUCGGGAAGGAUUGUGUGGAGUUGGGCGUCCAAUAUGUGGGACUCUGCUGUGGCAAUGCCGCCCACUACACACGCUCCCUCUGCGAGAGCCUCGGUCGCAACCCACCGGCGUCUAGGUACUCUGCCGAUAUGAGUCAGCAUUUUGUAUACGGUAGUGAUGACAAAUUGCAUAAGUAUAAUCAGGAGCACGUGAAGAGCUUCCUCACGUCAUAAAAAUACAGGGUGCGCACCAGACUAAAUAAACCCACAUAUUAUAGCAACCAACGCGAAAUGCGUUCAAAAAUGCUCAAACCAAAUUUAACGGCCCCACAGCCUCUUGAAAACCAAUCAAACAUAUUUUUUUGUUUACUCCCCCCGUGUUUUGCAGGUCAGUUGUUCAGAACCCCUGGGGAAAAAAAUGAAAAUGUGCUUGUUCCAAACCGACUUUCUGACAGUCACCGUGAAGUUUUUAUCCAUUUCACAAGCAUAUGACUAACUUUAGAGCCUAAAAUUAUCCAGUCUCCUCAAGAGCUGAAGCACAGAACAAUAUUAUUGCAUAACGCCUCAACUUUACUGUUCAAAGUGAUAAUAGCUUGGCGCAUGUGUGUGUUCCUUGGCUUUGGUGCGCCACCAGUCGUUCGUGAUGGAGAAGCCUUUUUCCCGACCGAUUUCAUAACAAUUGAACAUUCCUUUUAACACAGCUCAUUCCAUUCGUAAAUUAAUCAGCAUGUAACAGUAAAAAAAAAAGUCAAUGCAAUUUUACCGACCCAUUGAUCAAUAAGACAAUUCAAUUUCAUUGAAGCUGCAAGACUCACUCAACUUCGUUAAAGCAAGCAGCAAGAGCUGCUCAACCAUUCAAUUUAAUAAAGUGAUAUGAAAUUCAACUUCAAAAAAAUUCAAAAGGCUUUGGACGCUAUUGUCAAUAUU